ACUGAUGAGUGAUGUAGUGGCUAAUGUAGCAACAGUUACUUCAACAAACACUGUGAUCAGUUUCACUGUUUGUUAUUAGUACGCAUUCGCCUUUUGUUGAAGCUAUUAGUUUCCUGUGCGAGGCGAGGGUGAAGUCAAAACACGUCAAAGGGUUUUUGUUGUUGGGCGUGUGUAUCGCGGAGCGGUCCUGGCUGUGGAGACGAUCACCAUGGACGAAAAACCUGUGGCAUCCAUGGAUCUGGGUGGUGGUAUGCCAGGAGUAGUCGCCGAGCUGCAGCAGUUUAUUGAACGUCAUAAUCAGGAUGAGCGCCAGCGUGUGUUCAAGCUUCUGCUGCAGCCACCGUUCAGUCCCCUACAGCCUGAUCUUCACAUGCAUGUCCAGCGUGACAAUGCGUGGCGACGCAUGGAGCGUGUGGCUGAGCUGGGCAUGAUGGAUCUAAUGCGCGUUCCGUGGCCCAGCAAGGAGCAGAACAUGAACCUGUGGGCCUGGCUAGAGUCGCUGAGCAUGCACGACAUGUCACUAGCCACUAUGCUUGGUGCACAGCUGGGCCUGUGUGUUGGAGCCAUCAUUACCAUGGGAACGGACGAGCAGCGGGAGGAGCUGAUACCUGGUCUCGUUUCCUGCAAGCAUCGCGGAUGCUUUGCUAUGACGGAGCUUGGCCAUGGCUCGAAUGUACGAGAUCUGGAGACCAUGGCAACGUUUGAUCCAAGCACGAAGGAGUUUGUCAUCCACACCCCUAGCAACUCGGCACAGAAAUUCUGGAUCGGCGGUGGAGUUGAUGCACACAUAGCAGUGGUGAUGGCACAGCUCUACACGCAGGGACAGUCUUGCGGAGUGCACGGCUUUACAGUACGGCUGCGCGACGACACCGGCCAGCUGAGACCGGGUGUCAGGGUGGCCGACGUAGGCCACAAGAUCGGCUUGAAUGGUGUUUCCAACGCCCGCUUUUGGUUCGACAAGGUGCGUGUGCCGCUUGGUUCUCUACUGAGUCGCUAUGGCGGUGUUGAUGCUGACGGUGCAUACUCAUCCUUCAUAGAGGACAGAAACCUGCGUUUUGCCAUGUGUCUGGCUGAGUUACUGCGAGGGCGCAUUGCAAUUAUCUGUGCGGCCGUGAGUAUUAGCAAAGUGACUGUCGGCACUGCUAUUCGAUACGGCUUGUCACGACGGCAGUUCAGAGUCGGUAAUGGUGAGGAGAUACUGCUGAUGGACUACCCCAUGCACCAGCGACGUCUCCUCCCCUACCUGGCCAUGGCGUACGCACUGCAGUGUGCCUCACAUCGUGUGCAGGUGCAGUGGAAUGAGCGCAGCGAGGACAUCACGGAGCGCAUGCAGCAGAUGAAGACCAUUCACAUACUGACGUCGGGAUACAAGGCGGUGGGUGGCUGGUUUGCUCGUGACGCCAUUCAAUCGUCCAGAGAGGCCUGUGGCGGCCUAGGUUAUGCAUCCUGGAAUCACAUAGGUCGACUCAAAGCCGACUUUGAUGCUUCUUUGACGUAUGAAGGUGAUAAUUGCGUUCUCCUAGCACUGACGACUCGCCAGCUAAUGAAGAUGUACCGCAAGGGCGUGGCAAAGAGGGGAUUCCCCGCCGACAGCAUGAUGUCACACCAGAAUAGCAUGCUGCAGGACCAGCUCGACUUGCAGUCUCUCAGAUAUCCGGUCAUGUGGCAAGCAAGCGAUGGUGACACCGACGCUGGCAGGGUGGUGAAUGCGGGCAAUCUCUUUGAUGUACCUCUUCGACGGCAUCCUGUGUUUCUACUCAACUGUCUGGAAGUGCGGGAGAAACUCUACAUGGACCUGCUGUCCAAACAGUUACAAGUGGAGCAAGACAAGGUGAAGCAUGUGCCUGCCAGUGAAGUCGAUGACAGGAUAUGGAACGCGUGUGGCUCUCUCGCGGUGGACUGCGGCAAAGCUUUCUUUGAGAGACAAAUUCUGCAAUGGUUUAUCGAAGACAUUGGCACGGUGAAGAGCAAGACAGCCCAUACUCUGCUCAGCAAACUUGCCAGUCUGUACGGAUUGUGGUUGGUGCUUGCCGAUGCCAGGUUUUGUGGAACGUCUUCGCUCAGUGUUGGCAUACAGGACGAGAUGCGGCAGGAGUUCGAUGCCCUGCUGGCCGAGGUGCGUGUACACUGCCGAUGCUUAGUGGAUGGCCUGUGCGUGCCGGACAGCUUCCUAGGACCCAUUGCGCUAGUCCGUGACAGCAACGACGAGUUCUGGUCGUACGAACAGACGCUGAAGAACAGUACCUUUGCUGGCCGAGCAAAGCUGUAGUCUCUCCUCUCUUUGCAGAGAGCCUCCAGAUGCAGUCAAUGUACUAUUACUGUUAGCGAAAGGGCGAGGCGGAUAUUUAAAAGUCUCUCCAUUCAAAUUUAGGAAAUAUUUUAUCUGGAAUUCUUUUCUUUCUUCCUUUGCUAAUAUUUUUUCAAAACAUUUUUAAUUUUUAUCCUGUAGCAAUAUGGCCAGCAUUUGGCCACAUCAAUUAUAUUUCCAUCAUUAUCACUAUUAUUUUUAGCACUAAGUUAGGCCGUCAUAUCCAAAGAUUAGAAAUUUUUAAAAUUUAGCCCUACAUUCUCAUUUCAUCCUAUCCUCCUACUUGGCACCUAUCCGAACAGCACAGAACAAUAGUCUGGCUAUAUACAAUUUGUUUAGAGCAGUAAGUA
Sycon ciliatum is the source of this 2658-nucleotide messenger RNA. RefSeq lists its product as uncharacterized. The coding region runs from base 209 to 2269 and encodes 686 amino acids. Gene Ontology annotation, biological process: lipid homeostasis; fatty acid beta-oxidation using acyl-CoA oxidase. NCBI's taxonomy places the organism in Eukaryota, Metazoa, Porifera, Calcarea, Leucosolenida, Sycettidae. Gene Ontology annotation, molecular function: FAD binding; acyl-CoA oxidase activity; fatty acid binding. The transcript has 23 exons. The record is from RefSeq and is a predicted model, not a curated record. Gene Ontology annotation, cellular component: peroxisome.